AUAUAGUGAAUACAGGGUCCAGGGAGAGCAGAUAUAGUGAAUGCAGGGUCCAGGGAGAGCAGAUAUAAUGAAUGCAGGGUCCGGGGAGACCGGAUAUAGUGAAUGCGGUGUCCGGGGAGACCAGAUAUAGUGAAUGCAGGGGUCCGGGGAGAGCAGAUAUAGUGAAUGCAGGGUCCGGGGAGAGCGGAUAUAGUGAAUGCAGGGUCCGGGGAGAGCAGAUAUAGUGAAUGCAGGGUCCGGGAGACCGGAUAUAGUAAAUGCAGGGUCAGGGGAGAGCGGAUAUAGUGAAUGCAGGGUCCGGGGAGAGCAGAUAUAGUGAAUGCAGGGUCCGG
Staurois parvus is the source of this 332-nucleotide messenger RNA. Lineage: Eukaryota; Metazoa; Chordata; Amphibia; Anura; Ranidae. The record is from the annotation of a GenBank genome assembly.